AGGGUGAAGGAGACGUCGGGGUGGCAGCAGGUCUUCUCCAGCCCGCGGUUGGACUGGGUGAUCGAAAGGGUGGCCCUCAACGCCAAGGUGCUCGGCGGAGCUUUGGGUGACCACGACAAGAUGGUGGCCGUGGCGUCCUGCAACGAGAUCAUCCUCUGGGCCCUGCAAGCCGACGGCAACGGCAGUGAGAUCGGCGUCUUCCACCUGGGAGUACCGGUGGAAGCCCUCUUCUUCGUGGGGAACCAACUCAUCGCCACCAGCCACACCGGCAAAAUCGGCGUCUGGAACGCCGUCACCAAGCACUGGCAGGUCCAGGAUGUUGUCCCCAUCAACAGCUACGACGCUGCCGGCACCUUCCUCCUCCUCGGUUGCAACAACGGCUCCAUCUACUACGUGGACGUUCAGAAGUUCCCCCUGCGCAUGAAGGACAACGAUCUGCUGGUGACGGAGCUCUACCGCGACCCCACCGAAGACGCCGUCACCGCCCUCAGCGUCUACCUCACCCCCAAGACCAGUGACAGCGGGAAUUGGAUCGAGAUCGCCUACGGCACCAGCUCCGGCGUGGUACGGGUUAUCGUGCAGCACCCCGAAACCGUGGGCUCCGGUCCUCAACUCUUCCAAACCUUCACCGUACACCGCAGCCCCGUCACCAAAAUCAUGCUUUCGGAGAAACACCUCAUCUCCGUUUGUGCCGAUAACAACCACGUCCGGACCUGGACGGUGACUCGUUUCCGCGGGAUGAUUUCCACCCAACCCGGCUCGACGCCGUUGGCUUCCUUCAAAAUCCUUUCGCUGGAUGAUCUCGACGGUCCCGCCGGCUGCGGCGCCGGCACCGAUAUCGGACCCUUCGGCGAGCGGGAUGAGCAGCAGGUCUUCAUCCAAAGAGUGGUGCCGGAUGCGUGCCAGGUCUUCGUCCGGCUUUCCUCCACCGGCAAAAGGAUCUGCGAGGUGCGUUCG
Messenger RNA from Fulmarus glacialis (Northern fulmar), 957 nucleotides. Its product is annotated as SH3KBP1-binding protein 1-like. The record is from RefSeq and is a predicted model, not a curated record. Gene Ontology annotation, molecular function: protein binding. The annotation marks the transcript as partial. The transcript is spliced from 8 exons. NCBI's taxonomy places the organism in Eukaryota, Metazoa, Chordata, Aves, Procellariiformes, Procellariidae.